Molecule: messenger RNA, 1800 nt
Organism: Herpailurus yagouaroundi (jaguarundi)
Lineage: Eukaryota; Metazoa; Chordata; Mammalia; Carnivora; Felidae
Gene: HPGDS
Product: hematopoietic prostaglandin D synthase
Exons: 7
Coding region: 162-761 (199 amino acids)
Biological process (GO): glutathione metabolic process
Molecular function (GO): glutathione transferase activity
Source: RefSeq, a predicted model, not a curated record
CAUCUGAGAAAUGAAGGAAGACACUUGGGUGGAAGUAAGUCGUCUUGACUCUCAUUGGCUUGUGACUGUGACUUACUCAUCAUAUAAACCCAAGAUGCAGUCACUUAUGAGGGCAUAGAAGAUACUAGAGACUCCACGGAAACAUAGCACAAAAUCCCACCAUGCCAAACUACAAACUCACUUAUUUUAAUAUGAGGGGGAGAGCGGAAAUCAUUCGAUAUAUAUUUGCAUAUUUGGACAUAAAGUAUGAAGACCACAGAAUAGAACAAGCUGAUUGGUCUGAAGUCAAAUCAACUCUUCCAUUCGGUAAAAUCCCCAUUUUGGAAGUCGAUGGACUUAACCUUCACCAGAGCCUAGCAAUAGCAAGAUACCUGACCAAAAACACAGAUCUGGCUGGAAAGACAGAACUGGAACAAUGUCAAGCUGAUGCGAUUGUGGACACAUUGGAUGAUUUCAUGUCACGUUUUCCUUGGGCAGAGAAAAAACAAGAUAUAAAAGAUCAGAUGUUUAAUGAGCUUCUUACAUAUGAUGGACCUCAUCUUCUGCAAGAUUUGGACACAUACUUAGCGGAAAAAGAGUGGCUCAUUGGUAACUCUGUAACUUGGGCAGAUUUCUACUGGGAAAUUUGCAGCACCACACUUUUGGUCUUUAAACCUGACUUGCUGGAUAACCAUCCUAGAUUGGUAACAUUAAGGAAGAAAGUUCAAGCCAUUCCUGCCAUCGCUGACUGGAUACAACGAAGGCCCCAAACCAAACUCUAGAAUAACUUCACAUCAUUUACAACUGAGAAAGAAGAGUUUACAAUCCAGGCAGGGCUCAUUUUGCAUCAGUUUCAACAAGCAUUGGAUUUCAGUCACAAUGGUUAAGUAACACAUUUCCCAAACAAAUGGGUUGGACUUCUGCUGUAAUUGCAUAAGGUAUUAAGUUUGCUGCUAACUCUUCAGUCCACAAAUCACUAUGUAGGUAACAGAUACGUCUCAUGAGUAACCACCUGUCAUAUCACUGCUCUCAAAGUCUGUUAGUGACUGGUCACUGCACAUCUGUUAUUCAUGUACAGACAGCAAAGGGUGUAGUUGCAUUGCCUGCUUGUUUCUCAGUGAUAAACUCACUCAAAAGUUUUUAAAAAGUGGAUAAUUUAUAAAGGGAGCUCAGCAACAAAGAUGAAGUACAGUAAAGAAAGGAAAAGUGACAAUGCUGGAGCCAAAUUCAAAUUGCACAUAAAUGGAAAGAGUGGUUACAAAACGGACAAUAGAACUGAAUGGGCGCCUCUUGGGUGACAUAUACAUGGUAAAUAAGUAUAUGAAAAGAUGCUCAACAUCAUGUCACCAGGGAAAGGCAAAUGAAAACAUGGAGAUAUCACUACCUACCUGUUAGAAUGGCAAAAAUUCAAAACACUGACAACACCAAACGCUGGCGAGGAUGUAAAGCAAAACGAACUUUUAUUCACUGCUGACAGGAAUGCGAGAUGGUAAAGACAACUUAGAAUUUGAGUUUCUUACAAAACUAAACUUAUUCUUACCAUAUGAUACAGCGAUUACACUUUUUGGUACUUUCCCAAAGGCGUUGAGAACUUAGGUGCAUGCAAAAACCUGCUCAUGGAUGUUUGUGGCAGCUUUAUUGGUAACUGCCAAAACUUGGACGCAACCAAAAUGCCCUUUGAUAGUGAGUUGGAUAAGUGAACCAUGGCACAACCAAACAAGGGAUUAUUCAGCACUAAAAAAGAAGUGAGCUAUCAAGCCAUGAAAAGACACGGAGGAAAUCGAAGUGCAGAUUACUAAGUGAAGAAGCCAAUGUGAAAAG